AUGGCAAUUACGUCGAGUUCCCGUCUCACCCUCACGGCUUCACCCACCGUGAUCCAAUUAUCCAAUUCUGUGGCAGGCAAAGUGAGUUACUGUGCCGCUCAGCGAUCGAGAUUCAAGUGGGCCAAUGACGGCAUCUAUGGAUCUUCGUUGAGGAGCGAGAGCGCCAAUGAGGUCACUUCAUCCGCCACGCUAAGAAGCAUCUCCACUGUUCAGGGGGUUUUACAGGUGUUGUCACUGCUGGGGGGAAACGGAGUCUGCUCUGUUUCUGUGACGGGAGAGGCAGGCACAAGAUGCUACCGUACACCGUCAUAUCUCGCCUCACAUUGGGCUCUCACCACCGUUUUUGAUGCACAUCAAAGGAGAAAGGGUAAGGGGAGGAUGGAACAUCGUCAUGGAGCCUCAACCGUGCCCCACAAGCUUGUUCUUCACAAAAGUGCUGGUGGUGCAGAAACGCUUGAGCGUCUCGACCAAACAGAGGCCCGUGAUCUCGAGGUCUGGCCAGCAUUCUCCCCAUCUCAGCAGUGA
Molecule: messenger RNA, 525 nt
Organism: Fusarium venenatum
Lineage: Eukaryota; Fungi; Ascomycota; Sordariomycetes; Hypocreales; Nectriaceae
Source: RefSeq, a predicted model, not a curated record